AUGGAGGCGCUGAGCAGUUGGACUUUGGCGCUGCUGCGCCUGCUGAGCGCUCUGCCCGGCAGCUGGACCUGGACGCAGGCGCGCACGCCCUACUCGCUGGCCCACAGCUACUUGGAUGCGGGCCAACGGCCGCUCUGGAUACUUGAGGAUGAGCUGAUGAAGCGCCAGUCCCGGCACGACUCGGACUACGCCACCAGCACGCGUGCCACAAUAAUGCGACGCGCCCGAGCACAGCGCCGACAGCAGCGACAGCAACUGCCCACAGCGAUCACGAUUCGCGUGCGACCCGACACAACUGAGGAGUUGCCGCAUCUGGUGGCGCCGCCGCUAGCCGCACCAUCGCUCGCCCAGCGCCAUUUCGUGCUGCCGCAUCGCCUGCAGCUGCCGAGCCACUACGUCCAGCAGCUGGGCCAAACAACGUCCCGGCCCAAGCCGGCGCAACGGCGCCGCCAGCCGCAGUCGCUGCCCAUAUUCGACAAUGUGCCCGGUGACAAUGCUCUGCCCACUGCCAGCUACCCGAUCUUCGUCUACAAUGGCACCAGGGGCGAGCUGCUGCUCAACACGAUGCUGAGUGCACAGCGCUAUCCCAUGCAGGAGCCGGUGCCCGGGCAGGUGCUCUAUCCGCCCUCGACGCCCAUGUUCCGACCCAAGCCCAUUGUGGAGCGCCUGCGACUGCCUGGCCAGCGGGAGCUGCUCAAUCUGACGCUGAUUCCCUUCUAUGCCCACGAGGCUAUCACUGUGCCACCGAUUACAACAACCACAGCCACAACCACAACACCACUCGCAGCCACGACGCCCAUGACGACGCCCUACGAAACGCAGCUGCCGCGCAGCAAGCACAAGCGCAAAGCCAAGAAGGCGAAGCAGUACAAUGCCUAUCGCUCGCCCCAGGAAGUGGUGCAGUGGCAGCCAACGCUGCGCAGCUCGCCGGCACUGGAGCCGCCCGACAAUCAUCGUCAUUACGUGGUGGCAACCACCGCCAGCACAGCCAGCACAGCCAGCGCGGCCCAAGAGCAGCAGGAGCUGGAGCAGCUGGAGCAGCUGGAUCAGCUGGAGGCUGAGAUUGAGGAUUCCGUCAGCCAGGAGCUGGCACUGCCGGAGCAGUCACAGUUAGCAGAGCUCGAGGAGACGCGCACCAGCACCGCCAGUGCCUCAGCUAGUUCAUCUUCAUCUUCAUUCCAGAUAGUCUAUGUGGACGAGAGCAUGGAGCCACCUUACGACUCGCAGGCCAGCACCACAGCAGCACCGCCGUUGUUGCGCCAGAGCUCGCGCUAUGCCUUGAAGCGGGAGUACUUUGCCUUUCCAGUCUAUACGCUGGGCAAGCUGCUGCGCAGCCCCAAGCGCCACAGAGCGUCUGGCAUUGAGCUCGAUUGCUCCGGCAGCUGCAUGGAGCACGAGGACAGCACCUGGUUCAUUUUGAACUCGCGCUACAAGGGGCGCCACCGCAACGACCAGAGCAAGGAUCAGGUCAAGUACUACACAUCCAAGUAUGUGCAGAAUCCUCCUCGCUAG
This is a messenger RNA of Drosophila hydei, 1512 nucleotides long. RefSeq lists its product as uncharacterized. The coding region runs from base 1 to 1512 and encodes 503 amino acids. The transcript has 3 exons. The record is from RefSeq and is a predicted model, not a curated record. NCBI's taxonomy places the organism in Eukaryota, Metazoa, Arthropoda, Insecta, Diptera, Drosophilidae.